Molecule: messenger RNA, 2099 nt
Organism: Antechinus flavipes (yellow-footed antechinus)
Lineage: Eukaryota; Metazoa; Chordata; Mammalia; Dasyuromorphia; Dasyuridae
Gene: SOCS2
Product: suppressor of cytokine signaling 2
Exons: 3
Coding region: 383-979 (198 amino acids)
Biological process (GO): phosphatidylinositol phosphate biosynthetic process; intracellular signal transduction
Cellular component (GO): phosphatidylinositol 3-kinase complex
Molecular function (GO): 1-phosphatidylinositol-3-kinase regulator activity
Source: RefSeq, a predicted model, not a curated record
GGUGGCCUAUUAAACAUCCGGGGGGGGGGACUUGGGCAGACACCCCUCCUAUCCCUCCGCCCCAUGUCCACUGGGGAGACAGUCUGGAUUAGAGGAGGAGGAGGAGAGAAAGGAGGAGGAGGAGGAAGGUGGCGGCCAAGGCGAAUAGAGAGUGAAGGUGCUCUGGGGGACUUUCCCAUCUUCCUGCCCCGCACCGGGGAGGAAGUGCUGCCAGGAUCCCCAGCUCCUUUGCCAUCCCCACCAGCUUGCUCUUCUCCUGGGAAGGUGUUUUGAGGAUCCCCUUGACUUCAAGGGAGGACUGACGGCUCGCUCAAACCCCACAUCGUCUUCCUCAGAGCCCCGUUUUGGGCAGCAACUUUUUCGUCGUCGUGACCCUUUCCCCAUGACCCUAAGGUCCCACGAAUCCACCGUGGAUGGUGCGGAAGGGACUCGAAGCCAGUGGGGGGCGGCGGGUACAGCGGAGGAGCAGCCCUCGGAGGUGGCACAUUUGGCUACAGCUAUGCGGGAAUUGAGCCAGGCAGGGUGGUACUGGGGAAGCAUGACUGUUAAUGAAGCCAAAGAAAAAUUAAAAGAUGCCCCCGAAGGAACUUUCCUGAUCAGAGACAGUUCUCAUUCGGACUACUUGCUUACUAUAUCUGUCAAAACCUCAGCAGGACCAACCAAUCUACGAAUAGAAUACCAGGAUGGGAAAUUUAGAUUGGACUCUAUCAUCUGCGUCAAAUCCAGGCUGAAACAAUUUGACAGCGUGGUACAUUUAAUUGAAUACUACGUCCGAACUUGUAAGGACAAGAGGACUGCUUCGGAAACUCCUCGGAAUGGAACUGUGCAUCUCUAUUUGACCAAACCUCUCUAUACUUCCACUCCAACACUUCAACAUCUCUGUAGACUCUCUAUAAACAAAUGUACAGCUAAGAUCUGGGGAUUGCCUUUACCAACAAGACUAAAAGAUUACUUGAAAGAAUAUCAAUAUCAGGUAUAAGUUUCUCUCUUUUUUCUAAACAUCCCUCAAGUAGAAUCUCUCCGAAUGCAGCUAUGUAAAGAGAGCCAAAUCAUCAUAGCCCUGGCUAGCCACGUGUCCAACUCAGAAAUGGGAUUUCCCCGUAAGAACAACUGCAGUCAAACUUAAGUGUCCGAGGAAGGCUGGGGGUAUGGGAGCAAGAUAACUAUAUUAAAAUCCCCGUCAGUAUUCUUGUCUGAAUGACUUUACUUUGCCACUAAAAUGAAUCUUUCUCUCCCUUUUUGUUAAUUGAGUAUUUGGUGGUACAUUUUUUAAUCUAAGAGUUGGGGAAAACUCUCUCUUUAAGCUGGUCAUUUUUUGUGUGUGAGUUCUUAGCUGUCGGGUUGUCAAGGGUAUUUGCUGCCAGGUGUCCAGUUGGUGUUAAAGCCCAGAACUGGCAUAAAAGAACUGGAAAGGGAGAAGCUGAGCUGGAGCUGCUCACAACUUAUUUGCCUGAUGGUCAAGUGGUGGCUUAGGAUGGCUUUAUUUCACAUUCUCGUGUACUUGUUUAAAAUUUUUGUUGUUCUUGUUAAACAGAACAUGCUUGUCAGUAUUUAUCUUCUGUUUUAUACCUUUCUCCAAACCCCAAAAAGUGACCGUGAAAUCUUGUAUUUGUCUUUUGACUCCAAACGGCCGACAAUCUUGUGUGAGGAGAGUACUGUAGCCCUUUACUUUAAAAAGGAGCCUUACUUCAGAAACAUUUCAAACUGGUGCAAAUGGACCUUGACUUUCCAUGUUUUAUUUUUCUUUAAAAAAAAAAAAAAGGCUAAAUACAAGAAUGUCACGCUCCACAGGUGCAACUGAGACCAUGAGUUUCUGAUGAAAACAAUUUGUUUUAUUCUUGCUGAAGUAACCUGUUGCCAUUUUCACUUUUUUUGGAAAAUGGCUACACAAAUCUAUGUCUGUUAUCCUUGAAAUAUCUGACUCCAGAGAAUCGGCAGUUGUUUUCCUUCUACCUAGUAGAGUACUUUGGACUUAAUUUACUUCCAGAUACAGAGGGAAACGUGCCUGUUUUCUUUUUCCCAAAAUGUUUAUCCAUGGCUGUUACUGAAGUAUCCAACUUUGAUUAGAAUGUACUAAAUAAAACAAAUGCCUUUUACAA